Arvicola amphibius (Eurasian water vole) is the source of this 2223-nucleotide messenger RNA. RefSeq names its product twisted gastrulation BMP signaling modulator 1 (gene Twsg1). The record is from RefSeq and is a predicted model, not a curated record. Bases 149 to 817 code for a protein of 222 amino acids. Gene Ontology annotation, biological process: regulation of BMP signaling pathway. The transcript is spliced from 5 exons. Lineage: Eukaryota; Metazoa; Chordata; Mammalia; Rodentia; Cricetidae.
GGACGGGCUGGCGGGGAGAGGCCAGGGGGCGGGCGGGCCUGUGUGUUGGCGGCGCCGGAGCUCGCGGGAGCGGCUUGGAAGCUCGGCCGCAGGGAGGAGGCCGCGGCCACGCUUCCUGGCAGUUACUGAGGGGCUUCUUUGAAGAACCAUGAAGUCACACUAUGUUGUGCUAACCCUAGCCUCCCUGGUGUUCCUGACGAGUCUCCCUGUGUCACAGAGCUGUAACAAAGCUCUCUGUGCUAGUGAUGUCAGCAAAUGCCUCAUUCAGGAGCUCUGCCAGUGCCGGCCGGGAGAAGGAAGCUGCCCGUGCUGUAAGGAGUGCAUGCUGUGCCUCGGGGCGCUGUGGGACGAGUGCUGCGACUGUGUGGGCAUGUGUAACCCUCGGAAUUACAGCGACACACCUCCCACCUCAAAGAGCACAGUGGAGGAGCUGCAUGAGCCCAUCCCCUCCCUGUUCAGGGCGCUCACAGAGGGGGACACCCAGCUCAACUGGAACAUCGUCUCCUUCCCUGUGGCAGAGGAGCUCUCACACCAUGAAAAUUUAGUUUCCUUUUUAGAAACUGUGAACCAGCCGCACCACCAAAAUGUGUCUGUUCCCAGCAACAACGUUCACGCUCCUUUUCCCAGCGACAAAGAGCACAUGUGCACUGUGGUUUACUUUGAUGACUGCAUGUCCAUACAUCAGUGUAAAAUAUCCUGUGAGUCCAUGGGAGCGUCCAAAUACCGCUGGUUUCAUAACGCCUGCUGUGAGUGCAUCGGUCCAGAGUGUAUUGACUACGGCAGUAAGACUGUCAAGUGUAUGAACUGCAUGUUCUAAAGAAGGAAAAGGAACGCAAACCAAAGCAACUUAGUUACUAGGAGGACAUGAAAAUUACUCAGUAAGUCAUGAAGUGUGCAGAAGUCAGGAGUCAAGUAUGCUAGGAACAUGCUAAAUUAUGUUGUUAUAACUGUACCUUUUCUGUUUGUUGCCUAUUAGUGUAUUAGUCCCUUUUUCAUGGGAACAGCAGAACUCUAGUCCUAUGAAAAUGGGGUACAGAGGAGUUGUGGAAGAGCUAUAGUUCUGAAAGAAGGUCUGGUGCCUUUGGUUACCAGGAGCUGUGGCCUUCACCUACCAUUCUCAGGUCCACCAGUCUCUGUCCUCACACCUUUCCUAACCGUGCCUUGGAUUGUUUAUCUGAUUUAUAUAAAGAGAGUAAAUAUUGCAGCUCACAUUCAAGCCACUGUAAAAGCUUAAUUUCAAACCCUCUUACAUUGGUUUUAGAAAGUAAAUAUAUACUAUAUUUUACAACAGAAAACUUUUACCUAGGGCCAGUGAGCUGACUCGGUGGGUAAAAGUGUUUGCUGCCUGAUGACCUGAACUUGAUCCCUAGCGCCAGAGCCCAUACAGUGGAGGAGAGAACCAACAGACCUCCAUACAUGCACAAUAACAUGCAUACAUAUGCCCUUGUGUGCACAUGCACACACAUACACACACACACACACACACACACACACACUAAGUAAGUGUUUAAAAGAACUUUAAACCUCUCACGUGGUGAGAUCUGUCCUACGGCACUCAUGCCGACGGUGACUUAGCCAUGGUCUUGCACUCCCCCACCCACAGUGCUGAUGUAUAGGCAGUUGAAUCAUCUCUACCAAGAAUUGCGGCACACCCUUGAAACUCCACUAAACGCACUGUGAGGAUCUGGGUGCAGAAGAAGCCAGGGAAAGAGCAGCCAGGCUGUAUGUAGGUCAUGUGAUGCCACAUCAGGCACCAGGAAGCAGCUGUCCUUUUCCAGCUGCACAGCAGAGGUGAGAAUGAGGUGCACCAGGAGAAGGGUCAUGCUCGGCACCAGCAAACCAGCCAGCUUCUCCAGCACACAGAACCGCGGGCUCAACACCAGCAAACCAGCCAGCUUCUCCAGCACAUGAGGUUGCAGAGGGUUGAAGAGGAAUUUACAGACAUGAACAGAGAAGGGCGAGAUUGUUGGGAACUCUUAGGAUCUACCUUAAAACCAUUUAUAGUCACUGUUUUUGUUACUUUGUAAUGUCUGUAUUUGUUUCUGGAUAUCUGAAUCUAAUAUUCUUAUUAGAUAAGCAUCAUAUUUUAGAAGCUGUAUUUCUGAAAGUGGAAGGGGAAAUCUGUUUAAUGUGUUUACUCCUACAUAUUACAGAAUUAUCUAAUUAGCUUCUUAUGUAGUGUUUCCCUAGAGACAAGCUGAAAUACUACAUACCCUUCAUAGA